Molecule: messenger RNA, 558 nt
Organism: Zymoseptoria tritici IPO323
Lineage: Eukaryota; Fungi; Ascomycota; Dothideomycetes; Mycosphaerellales; Mycosphaerellaceae
Exons: 1
Coding region: 1-558 (185 amino acids)
Source: RefSeq, a predicted model, not a curated record
AUGGCAUCCACUUACAUUACUCUUCACACCGAGAGUGGACACGCGUUCCGGUGGACCGAUGACUAUGACGGAGCAUCGAUAGUUGACCUCCAGAGCUUUCUCCGGCAGAUACACGAAGCCGCCGCAUCCAUCGAAGGUGAAUUGAUGAAGAGACAGCCCGAAAGACUAUCAACCAUCCCUGGUGAAGUCGGCAAGUGCUGUAAGCGCCUACACAACACCGCGAGAGAGCUGGAUGUAAGGGAACGCUUGGACAGCAAAGCAAUGAAGCACGCCAACGAUGCAGUGGAUAUUCUUCUUACCUCUAGGACAAACGUGCAAUCGAGGCCUUAUCAGGAGUUUCUUUACGAUAUCCUCUACCACUGUGGGCCAAGCGUGACACUUCUUUGUGCUGCAAGCUUUGGGAGGAAGAAAAUCAUUGACCUUGGGAAGCAUGGUCGCAUAAGCUUACUGGAAUACGUGAGGAGCAUACGGCGUCUGCUCGAGACGCCCACUCUCGAAGAACUAGCCAACGAGCAUAAAAUACCUGAUCCAAGCAGUUCGUGCAUCUUGCCAAGUUGA